This is a messenger RNA of Dunckerocampus dactyliophorus (ringed pipefish), 1954 nucleotides long. Its product is annotated as E3 ubiquitin-protein ligase RBBP6-like. The record is from RefSeq and is a predicted model, not a curated record. NCBI's taxonomy places the organism in Eukaryota, Metazoa, Chordata, Actinopteri, Syngnathiformes, Syngnathidae. Gene Ontology annotation, biological process: protein ubiquitination; mRNA processing; ubiquitin-dependent protein catabolic process. Gene Ontology annotation, molecular function: zinc ion binding; ubiquitin protein ligase activity. Gene Ontology annotation, cellular component: nucleus. Bases 123 to 1817 code for a protein of 564 amino acids. The transcript has 12 exons.
GUCGUUCAUGUUGACGUCACUGUAAAAAAAUAUUCACAUCGUUCGCCAAGUAACAAGUUAUUAGCGCUAACGCGAAAAGAUGACCUAUAACGGAUGCCACUUUAGCAAGUUUGAGUUCCACGAUGUCUCAUGUGCAUUACAAGUUUUUUUCAAGAACCAACUCGGUAACGGCGAUUUUUACCGAGCCGCUCAUCACCGUGAAAGAGCUAAAGAGGCACAUAAUGGCCAAGGAGAGGCUACGCUUCUCCAACCUGCUCAUCUCAAACGCCCAGACCAACGAAGAGUACACAGAUGAUGAUGUCGUCAUCCCCAGAGGGGUAUCUGUCAUUGUCAAAAGGGUCCCUGGCAGCGGACUCAUGACCCACAAAAACAUUGACCAAUCAGACAACUACGCUUCAAGGAAAGUGAAAACAGAGGCCCCUGUGGCGAUGAAGAAGAGCACGGGCAUCCCUUGUUCCUUCAUGCUGCAAGUAGACGACCCCAACGUGAAGGGAGCCAUGAUGACUACUUGUGGACAUUAUGCAAUUCCAGCAAUAGAUGCUCAGGCGUAUGCCGCCACCAAGAAGGCGGGGUCUUUAGGUGCAAAGAAGGAACCCAAGCCAGAGCACAGGGAAGAUCCUGUGCCUGUGGAACUCCAGUGUCUGAUCUGUCAUGACCUGCUUGUUGAUGCUGCCAUCAUUCCGUGCUGUGGAAACAGUUACUGUGACGACUGUAUUCGCACUACCUUGCUGGAGUCAGAAGGACACAUCUGUCCCACUUGUAACCAAUCUGAUGUCUCCCCUGACACACUGAUAGCCAAUAAAUUCCUCCGACAGGCCGUGGGUCAUUUCAAGGACAAGAAAAACAUCACCAGGACUGCAAUAAGGAAGUCGGACAGCGCCUUGCCACUCGCUGCAGUGCCGGCACCAAGCCUUGGACUGCCUACCCCUCCUCCUUUGAACAGCCAACACCAGAAAACCCUCAACCAACCGAACGCUGGCUCACAUUGCCCACAGGCAUUGUUCCUCUCCGAGGCUCAUACCGCUUUCAGACUGCCAAGCCACCAGUUAGCUUGCGUCUCCAACUCGUGCAUUCAAGCAGGAGCUUUCUCAAAAGUCAACCAGCAUCCUCCCUAUCAUCACGUACCGGGUUUCUCUGGGCCCUAUUACCAAUUUCCAUUACCCUCGGGUCAGCAGCCUCUCCACACUCACCCUCCUGGGUCCCUCGUGACCCAUAUCCCUUCCCUCCACUCACCUUUUUCCCCACCACGAUCCACUGGAGGUUCCUCUGAAUCCCAGCAGCUCUCUCCACACUUUCCUUCAUCGCCAUCUCUGUCCCCGUACCCCUACGCUCGACCAACAGCCCUGCCUAAUUGGACUCACCCAAACCCUCACGAUGCUCCCAUCCCUCCUCUUUUCACCUCUUACUCCAUCCCUCCCCUCAUCCAGAAGGAAUGGUUCCACCACCACAGACAGAGCAGGGAAAGGGCUUCUCAUUCGCAAUCCGUCUACAAACGGUCCUUUCCUUGCCAAUCCAAAACGUGUCACUCUCCAAGUCAGUGCAGACGUUCAAGCUGCAGAUUUCGUUACAGGUCAAGAUCCCCUUCCUCCUGUCCCACAGUCCCAUACACCUCCCACUCCUCAAUUUGCAAUCAUAAGCCAUCGCACUCUCCCGCCCAGUUGUUGUCAUCUCACCAUCAACAAGUACAUUCCCAUCGCAAGUCCAAAGCAGGUCACGCAAAAAAACACCUGGACCUUACUGCCAAAAAUAGGAAGAGAGAGAGAAAGCGGACUCAUAAAACACGCCAAAAAACAUAUGCAGGAGAACAAUCAAGAUGAUCAUCCCAAGCUUUCCAGUGGCUGUUCACUGCCCUUGAUUUCAAUUCGUUUUUUCCUGUUUUGUGUUGAAAGUUGUCAGUCGAGGCAUGUUGGAAUUAAAGUUCUUAAACACACCAAAAGUAGCAUAAUAAGGGAGG